AUGCCCAAUUCCACAGGCAGUGGAGUCGAAAUCUCCGGAUGGACCCCAGGACCGGAUGGAAGGGGCACACUUGACAUUAUAUGGACCAGCGUCGUAACCAUGUUUCUUUGUAGCUGGACUGUUCUCUGUCUCAACUUGCCGCCAGACUUCUUCACUGAUCGGAUGUGGGUGAGGCAGAAGCUUCUCAUGACUGGUCUUGUUUUCAUUGGACCUGAAUUCCUCUUUCAACUUGCUCUUGGUCAAUGGCUAUCCGCACACAACUCGGUAAAGCAAUUUCAAAGUUCUGGACUCGACAACUGGACCAUGAAGCACGCAUUUUUUGCAGACAUGGGAGGCUACGUGUUCGACGACCCUGAAGAAAUGGCACGGUUUCCCCUCACAGCCAAGCAAGUUUACUACCUGGUUCACAAGGGUUACGUAGGGGUUGAUGAUGCUCUGGUGCAGCCAAAAGUCAUUGCCGACCGGAACAAAGGCGAUGGAGUAACUAGGCUCAUCACCUGCUGUCAAAUAUUUUGGUUCUUCCUGAACACAGCGGGGCGGAUGGCACAGGGCCUUGCUAUAACCACACUCGAGCUCACCACGCUUGCCACUAUUUUUUGCACGCUCGCCACCUACACAGCCUGGAUGCACAAGCCCCUCGACGUCAAGACAGCAGUCCCGCUCAAACCAAAAAAGCCGCUGCGCCUCAUUCUCGACGACGCCAUCGUGGCCGGGGAAUAUUCCGGCGAGCCGUACAGACGAACGCCACUCGACUUCAUCGAAGCGGCGCCCUCGUCAUGGUACAUAUACUGGUCGUACGGGAUGGACGUUUUCCGGCGCAUGCACAUCCACUUCUGGCGCGCCAAAGCGCGGCCGGCCGUCAAGAUCGCAGAGGACCAUUUCCUCCCUCUCUCGGGCCGGCUCAACCUGCUCCUCUUCGCCUUCCAGCUCGCCUUCACGGCCAUCCAUCUCGCCGGCUGGAACUUCUUCUUCCCGACGCCGGCCGAGCGCGUCCUCUGGCACGUCUCGAGCGCCAUCUCCGUCGCCUGCGUCUUCGUCUACUGGGCCGUCGACCUCUUCGCGUUCGACGUCCUGCCGUGGGUGUACGGGAAGUUUCCGUCCGUCGUACGGUGCAAGCACGCGCUGGAGCGGAGCGUGGAUAAGCGCGCUCCUGGCAGCAUGCACGAGCGCUGCCAUGCCACUGCUGCGAGACUGCGCAACCUCUCGGAAGGGCGCGACCCGCAGUUCGCUGUGCCGCUGAAGGCGAUUGCGCCCGUUGCGGUGCUUGUCACCGCAUACUGCGCUACGCGCGCCAUUGUGCUGAUCGAGUGCUUCAUCGGCUUGCGGCUGCUUCCGGUCACGGCGUACAAGACGGUGCGGUGGGCAAGCUUCGUACCUCAUUUUUAG
This is a messenger RNA of Lasiodiplodia theobromae, 1386 nucleotides long. RefSeq lists its product as uncharacterized. The transcript has a single exon. The coding region runs from base 1 to 1386 and encodes 461 amino acids. NCBI's taxonomy places the organism in Eukaryota, Fungi, Ascomycota, Dothideomycetes, Botryosphaeriales, Botryosphaeriaceae. The record is from RefSeq and is a predicted model, not a curated record.